AUGUCAUCUUCUUCCUCCAACAAUAGAAAUCCAAAAGUGGUAACCCUAAGGAGCUCCGAUGGCAUCGAGUUUAUUAUUUUGGAGCGUGUGGCCUUAAUGAUGCAUAUGAUAAAGUUGGUUAUCCAACACCCAAUAAUAUUACCUCCGGCUGUGAUUCCUCUUAAAAAAAUUGAUGGUAAGAAUCUCGCUAUGGUUAUAGAGUACUGCGAUUGGCAUUCUCGGCCCGACCCCGUGGAGGAGCAUUCCGAUAGUUCAGAACCGUUAAUCUUGAGGAAUAUGAAGAUAAAGAGUCUUCAUUUAAAAAUCUCAAAGAUCCACAAGUUGAAGAAACUCGAGUUUGAAUUAUUCAAGAACCUUGACAUAAAAGAAAUGCUAGCUUUAGUAUACGCAGCAGAUGAUCUUGGGGUGAGUGGACUCUCAGAUUCGGUUGCAUUACACUUGUUAGAAGAUCAAAAGUUCUCUAUAUGA
Impatiens glandulifera is the source of this 468-nucleotide messenger RNA. RefSeq lists its product as uncharacterized. NCBI's taxonomy places the organism in Eukaryota, Viridiplantae, Streptophyta, Magnoliopsida, Ericales, Balsaminaceae. Bases 1 to 468 code for a protein of 155 amino acids. The record is from RefSeq and is a predicted model, not a curated record. Gene Ontology annotation, cellular component: cytoplasm; nucleus. Gene Ontology annotation, biological process: SCF-dependent proteasomal ubiquitin-dependent protein catabolic process. Gene Ontology annotation, molecular function: cullin family protein binding. The transcript has a single exon.